AUGCAUAUCCGGAGCUUGCUCAAGCUUUAUGCCACGGCGGCACUCGCUGCUUCAUCGUCUGCUCUCUCCGUGCCUCGAUCCAGUUCCAGCUCUCUUGAAUCUCGCCAGAAUGGAGGACCACUCGUCUUUUGCCACUUCAUGAUUGGCAUCGUCGGCAACAGAGGCAGCGCCGCCGACUUCGACGCCGACAUGAAGAAUGCCAAAGCCGCCGGCAUCGACGCCUUUGCGCUCAACAUUGGCGUAGACUCGUACACCGACCAGCAGCUCGAGUACGCCUACGAGUCGGCCGCCAACAACGGCAUGAAGGUCUUUAUUUCCUUCGACUUCAACUGGUACCACACCGACCAGGGCACGCAAGUCGGCCAGAUGAUUCAAAAAUACGGCUCCAAGCCCGCCCAGCUGCUCGUCGACGGCAAGAUCUUCGCUUCGUCGUUUGCUGGUGAUGGCGUGGAUUCGAAUGCUGUUCGUUCUGCGGCUGGAGGAAACAUCUUUUGGGCGCCAAACUUUCAUCCUCAGCAGGGAACCAACUUGGGUGAUGUUGACAGCGCAUUCAACUGGAUGGCCUGGCCCAGUGAUGGAAAUAACAAAGCCCCCAAGCCGGGAUCUAAUGUUACUGUCCAGGAUGGCGAUAACACUUACACCAACGCCCUCGCCGGCAAGCCAUAUCUCGCCCCUGUAUCCCCCUGGUUCUCGACUCACUUUGGAGCUGAAGUCCCCUACUCCAAGAACUGGGUGUUUCCCGGCGAUUUCCUCUGGUUCGACCGCUGGACGCAGAUCCUGCAGCUCAAGCCGCGCUUCGUCGAAAUCAUCACCUGGAACGACUACGGCGAGUCUCACUACGUCGGCCGCCUCGACAGCCCGCACGGCGACGACGGCAACUCCAAGUGGACGUACGGAAUGCCGCACAACGGCUGGCUGGACAUGGCCGAGCCCUUCAUCGCCGCGUACAAACAGGGCUCCAACGAUCCGGCACCGCAUAUUACCGAAGACAAGAUUGUUUACUGGUUCCGUCCUACAUUGUCGAGCAUCAACUGCGAUGCCACAGACACCACCAUGGGCGACGCCGACAACUCCACCGGCAACUACUUCAAGGGCCGGCCCGACGGCUACCAGACCUUACAAGAUAAAGUCUUCAUCGUCACGCUGCUCAAGGAAGCUGGUACUCUUGAGGUCACCGUCGGGGGCAACACGCAGACCUUCCAGGCCGCUGCGGGUGCAAACAAGUUCUCCGUCGACAUGGCACCUGGUCCGAUCUCGUUCAAGGUCAACGGCUUGUCUGGCGAUGCGGGGAUGCAGAUCUUGGAUCACUGUCCCUGUGGGAUCUACAACUUUAAUGCGUUUGUGGGCACGAUUCCUGCGGGCGUGCCGGAUCAGCUGCAGCCUGCGGGUUAUUCCAACAUAAUGAACGGCCUCAAGGUGUCGACGUGUGGUCCGACUGGGAAUUAA
Molecule: messenger RNA, 1446 nt
Organism: Trichoderma breve
Lineage: Eukaryota; Fungi; Ascomycota; Sordariomycetes; Hypocreales; Hypocreaceae
Product: glycosyl hydrolase family 71 domain-containing protein
Exons: 2
Coding region: 1-1446 (481 amino acids)
Biological process (GO): mating projection tip cell wall disassembly
Molecular function (GO): glucan endo-1,3-alpha-glucosidase activity
Source: RefSeq, a predicted model, not a curated record